UGAUUUUCUGGAUGAAAUGUUGGUUGAAACAUCAGAUCUUUCUAUAUUUUGUUUUUUCAGUAAAAUAUUUGAGGACCAAUUUCAUAUGUGUCUAGAAUUUCCAGCUCAAACUAGAUAUAUCAUUGCCUUUCCAUUAAUUUGCAGUCAUUUUAUGAAUUGCACGCAUGAACUAUGUCCUGAAGAGCGUAUUCAUAUAGGAGAUAGAAGUUUGACCAUGGUUAAUGCAUUCCUGGAUGAAAUGUCCAAAGAAGCUAAGAACAUUAUUACAACGAUAUGUGAUGAACAAUGCACUCUCAGUGAUAGAUUACUACCAAAACACUGUGCUCCCCAAAUUGCCCAAGUAGUAAAUAAAAAAAGAAGAGAUAAGAAAAAUAAAGUAGUACAAGAAUUAGACAAACCUGGAACAGAAAGUUAUCGAAGAACACGAGAAGAACUUACAACAAUGGACAAACUUCAUAUGGCAUUGACUGAAUUGUGCUAUGCAAUUAAUUACUGCAGUACGAUCCAUGUUUGGGAACAUACUUUUGCACCUAGAGAAUAUCUAUCGCAGCAUCUAGAAAGUAGAUUUAAUAAGGCUCUUGUUGGAAUGGUAAUGUAUAAUCCAGAAAAUAACGAAAUAGCUAAACCAUCAGAACUUUUAAGUAGUGUACGAGCAUACAUGAAUGUUCUACAAAGCAUUGAAAACUAUGCAGAGGAAGCGGAGGAAAAAUGGAAGGUACAAAGAGAUAGAUAUAUGAGAGAAAAAAAUUAAUAAAACGUAGCACCUGUUAGUGGUAGUGGCAUUUCCUAUUUGGCCAGAAUUUUUACACGUGUGUGUUCUGGCGUAAAACAGAAACUGAACUGAAAGCUGAUUUCUGAUUCAAUUUUCUGCCACACAAUAUUAUGCAUGUGUGUUCCUGGCCUUAUUUUAAUUUGUAUUAUAUUAUACAUUUAGAAAGGUACUGUUUUUAUAUAUUUGU
Messenger RNA from Centruroides sculpturatus (bark scorpion), 959 nucleotides. RefSeq names its product membrane-associated protein Hem-like. The record is from RefSeq and is a predicted model, not a curated record. Gene Ontology annotation, cellular component: SCAR complex. Bases 17 to 751 code for a protein of 244 amino acids. Lineage: Eukaryota; Metazoa; Arthropoda; Arachnida; Scorpiones; Buthidae. Gene Ontology annotation, biological process: cell morphogenesis; cell migration; neuron projection morphogenesis. The transcript has 7 exons.